Esox lucius (northern pike) is the source of this 5931-nucleotide messenger RNA. RefSeq names its product E3 ubiquitin-protein ligase TRIM58. Lineage: Eukaryota; Metazoa; Chordata; Actinopteri; Esociformes; Esocidae. The transcript has 11 exons. Bases 474 to 2306 code for a protein of 610 amino acids. The record is from RefSeq and is a predicted model, not a curated record. Gene Ontology annotation, molecular function: protein binding; zinc ion binding.
UUGGUUAAUCUCGUCUGACUACUUAGCACGAUGCUGGUGACUCCUAUCACAACACCUACUUUCAUGUCAUUUACAUACCUGAGUAGCUGGGAACACCUGUUGCUUAUGUUUGCGGCGGCUUCGUAGAACACUGACUACUUCCAUUCUUACUGUUCCGAUUCAGACGAACGCAACAUUGAUUAAGGCUCGGGAGAUAAAGAGGUGGAGAUGUGCUCUGAAGCAGAUGCCUAAAGAACCCAAGAUGGAUUUUCUAAAAUAUAUAACUUUGUGAAAAAUGCUGAAACCACUACACCUAUGACACUGAAGGACCAAUCUGCAAUAAAGUUUAUUUACCACAUCUAUGGACAAAGGUCACCCCCCCCCAGCCUUACCUGGCAAGUAAAAGUUCCAGUUCUCAGGGAACAUGAAAACUGAGAGCCUUUGAUUGCCAGCAAGGCAACAGUCCAUCUUAACCCCACCACCAGACUUACCUGAUGGAUCAGACAACGCAGAGUGGCACAAGAAAAAUGGCGGAGGCUGGUGUUCCGGAUUUUUUUUCGGAGCAGGAGCUGACCUGUUCAAUCUGUCUGGACCUGUUCAGAAACCCGGUGUCGACACCCUGUGGACACAACUUCUGCCAGGGCUGCAUCGGGGGGUACUGGGCCUCCAGUGCCACCUGCACCUGCCCUCUCUGUAAACAUGCUUUCCAGGAGCGUCCUCAGCUCAGCAUCAACCGCGUUCUUGCCCACAUCUCAAAGAAUUACAAAGAAGCUCUGUAUGGCGUGGAGAAGCCCGACAUGUUGGACACAGACAAGACGCCAGGAGUCAUAACCAAUGGCAAUCCAUUCCUCGAGGAGAUUAUUACAUGUGACGUGUGCACGGGGAAAAAACAAGAGGCGAUCAGUUCGUGUUUAACCUGCACGGCGUCCUACUGCCAGACCCACGUACAGCCCCACCUGACCACGCCCUUCUACGCCAACCACCGGCUGCUGGAUCCCCAGGAGGCACUGCGCGGUCGCACAUGCCCACUUCACCACCGGCUCCUGGAGGUGUACUGCCGCACCGACCAGACCUGUAUCUGUGCGAUCUGUGUGCUGGAGGACCACCGCACACACCGCACGGUGUCCGUGCAGACGGAGAGGGUCAGCAAACAGCAACUCCUUGGGAAGACUGAAUUUGAGAUUAAGAAAAGGAUUGAGGGGAAGAACCUCUGUCUGAACGAGCUGAAGAACCGACUGGAGGCUGUCAGGAACUAUGCGCAGAGCGAGCUGUCCGAGGUGGAGCAUUUACUGGGCGAGCUGAGUCACUCAGUGGACAGGAUACGCGGAGAGCUGGUGGGCGGCAUCGAGGAGAAGCGGGCGUCUGUGGAGACCCACGGGGAGAGCCUGGUGACCCGCCUGGAGACUGAGGUGUUCCAGCUGCAGAUGCGCCAAUCCAGGCUGGAAGCCCAGGCCACCUCUGAUGACCACAUCGGCUUCCUCCAGACGUUCGAGGAGGCCAGCGCCCCCCUGCAGGACGACUCCGAGACCCAGGACGUGGACGCCGAAGCAGAGGUGUCGCUGCGGUUCUCUCUGGGAACUGUGAAGAUGGCUCUGGGGGAGCUGAGGGAGAGGCUGGAUGACAUCCACAUGGGAGAAGUGCGACCCAGAGGAUCCAUUAGCUCUCUACGGGAGAGUGACAGUAUGAUUAGUGUACAAACACUACGGACCAAGAGUCAGUGGUCCUUGAAAGAUCUCAAAAAGAUUAAACCUGGAUCAGGCAUAAAGAAAAUCCGGUCCUAUUUAGAGGAUGUGACGCUGAAUCCGGUGACAGCGUACCCCUUUCUCAUUCUCUCUGAGGACAGGAAGCAGGUGAAAAGGGGAGAGAAGCUGCAGUUCUACAGGAACAGCACGCAUCGCUUCGAUGUCUGGUCCUGCGUGCUGGGCAAAGAGGGCUUCAACUCAGGGAGACACUACUGGGAGGUGAGCGUGGGUGAGAAUAAGGACUGGAAGGUGGGAGUGGUGCGGGAGUCGGCCCAGAGGAAAGGCCUGUUCGACAUGAGCCCCCACAAUGGCUACUACGCCCUCUGGUGGGGGGGCAGCCACCUGCACGCCCUCACCGCCCCGCCCCUCACUAAGGUGAAGGCCUCGGUGCGCCUCAGGAGGGUGGGUGUCUACCUGGACUGCGAGGAGGGCCAAGUGACCUUCUACAACGUCAAGACCGGCUCUGAGGUGUACAGCUUCAGCGUGCCAGCGUUCUCCGACAGGAUGUUCCCCCUGCUGGGCACCGGGGACAAGGAGGUGCCCCUAGUCCUCAUGGCCACACAGGGCAACAGUGUGCCGGAGUAGGAGGAGCAUGGAAAACCGGGCGGAUGAUGGGAGUGAGAAUGUUGAGGGGUGAGAGGUCACUUAAGUGUGUGGAAAUAGAUGAGUGAAGGGGAAUUCACUAUAAGAUUAGCGCGGGUCGCUUUGAGUGGCGGCAGAGGAAUUUUGACAGAAAACGUUUAAGUGGUUGCUGCAUAUGAGAAGCGUGGACGUGAACAUAUUUUAGGGCAAACGUAUUCGAGGAGAUAGGUGAGGCUGUUUUAGUGUGGGUCAAAAUGUGGGAUUGUGAGAUCGUUUAAGAGGGCGUGUUUGAAGGUGUAAGGUGAACAUACAAUAACUUUAUGGUCUGAAAUCAGAGUCCACGUUUAAAAUCACAAUGGAACACUUUGUUUUACUCAGCUCUUCUCUGUGAUCACUUUCUGGUAUCCAUGUAAUUAUAGCUACUAUUUACUUGGGUGGACUGGUCUUGUUAUGGGACUCCUGCAUUGUUCACGGUUGAGUCACACUAAACACACUGUUCUGUAUGCGGAUUAUGAACCCUGACCUGUUUGCAACAUUGUGUAAUGGGUACCUGUUUUACGAGCGUGUCAGAGAAGGAUGGUGGGUCAUGAUGAUGUUAGACUUUUGCUGAAUCACUGUAGAUUGCCAACAACAGUGGAAGAUGCCCAGAUCUUUAGUGUUGCCGUUCGCAGCUCCUGACAGCGAUGAGUUGCUUAUUUAUUUUAUGGAAAUAUUGCCCUGUUCUUAUUGAUAAUCGUCUGCCACUCUCAAUGUGUGUUUUUAAAUACAUUUAACAAUAAAAAUGACAUUUCUAAAACACUUCAGUGUUAUUUUGGUCAUUGGAAGACCAGUACUGCUAGUUUUCUACAUUCAGAAUGGAUGAGUUCCAGUCUAGCCACAAGAGGCCACUGCAGAACAAACACUCUGCCUCUCUGCUCCAGCAAAGACAUUCUGUUCGGGAAAAGUCAAACCCAGCAUGGGUGCCGAACUCAAUACGCUGACAAAUGGAGUUCUUUGAAAGACCAUUCAAGCCCACUGCAUCAAUACAGAUCAAUUUAUCCAGGAUAUAAAAUCCAUCAUCCUUCAUUGCACACUAUAUAAUACAAUCUAUAUUAUGUACUGUAUAGUGCACAGUGCUUGACUUGGGAAGUGCAGGAACUGACAAAUCGCACAUCAGACUACGUUCAUCAAAAUGUGUGUGUUAAUAAAGCUUGUUCCAUUGGAGUAGUAUCCCAGAUGGUAAUUUUGCCCCAAAAAAUUGAACCCGGGAACGUUGUUUGCCCAAAAUUAGAAGUACUGGUAAUUCCGACCCAAGUCAAGCACUGAUAUUGCACUAUAUUAUAUACAAUCUAAAUGAUAUACUAUGGAGUGCACUAUAUUAUAUACAAUCUAAAUGAUAUACUAGAUAGUGCACUAUAUUCCCCUAAUAGCAUUAUCUUUAUUUAUACUUGGUGCUAUGAUCUUAUCCCAGUCCCGAUUAUGUCCACAAUGCCGUCCUUGCAUUUACAGAUGGUAGUAAAAUGUGCCCGCAUUUACCCCUGCUCUGUCUCUGUACGUAAAUGUACAAAAUAUAAAAACAAUGUAUUUAAAUCAUUGACGCUGCAAGUGAAGGGAGUGCCCCUGUCAAAUGAUUUUAGAAACCAACUAUUUUAAUGAUGCCACUGUCCACCCUUGCACAGCGUGUGCCUGACUGCUCCCAAAUGGUCAGGAAUGUUUUAUUACACUCCGUGUCUUUUAAUCAUCUAGAGCUGACAUUGUGGACACAGGACAUGCCCAUAGGUUCUUCUAAGAAUCCGGUCAUGUUCGACGGUGCUUUACUGCCAGGCGGUUAUGACUGCAUGUACGUGAUCUACAGAGAGACAUAAGCCUUUUAAAUCCUAUCCAGUUGCAGUAUUCAGUUGUGGGAAAAAGAAACCACAGGCCCUGGAAGUUGUCUCUCUCACCACAUAUUUGGAAAUAUGGAUGUGUAUCAUUCCCUUCAGAUAACGGUAACCUGACGUAACUAAUGACACCGAAAGAUUAUACUUUGCAAUAACUCAUCAAUAAUAAACAGAAAUGCGGUUUCAUAGUGCAGUAAAGGAGGCACACACCCCUAUAUUCAAUAGCUGGUGUUGCCCCCUUUGGCUGAAGUAACUUCAUUCAGCAUUUCUUGUAACUGUUCAUCAGUCUCUUACAUUGACUUGGAGGACUUCUUGUCCAGGCUCCUUCAACAGCACUGCUUCAAAUGUGUCAUGGUUGAGGGCUCUCUUGCAGGCACUGCCUCACUGAAGUUCCACCAUAACAUUUUUAAUACAAUGACUUGUACGAUGAUUUCUUUUUGACUUUUCGCUGUAACUUCACUUGUGUGUAUUGUAUAAUUCUCCUGUUGCAAGAUGCACGCUAGAUUCAGCUUUGACAGAUGGCCUCACAUUCUCCUCAAUACUCUGGUGCGGUAUGGCCAGGCCCUUAAACAUGCUUUAUGACUUCUGUUCAAAGGCAGUGUUUCGUUUUUGAGAAAACAGGUGUCUGGCAUCGCAGCCAAACAACUCCACCUUUUGUCUCCUCUGUCCAGAGCAUGUUGAUCCAGUAGUUUAGGUCUUAACCCAAGUGUCGGGUAAACAUCAGACCUGUCUUGAUAUUAUUCCUGCAUGACCUACCAUGUAGGCCCAGUUUCUGCUUCUGUUUCCUUUUGAUAGUUAACUGAAGGUACAAGAGAGGCUUGUACUCUAGGGUUCUUAGAGACUCCUAUGAGCAACUUUCGGUCAGAUCUUGGAAUGAAUUUGAUUGGACGACCUGUCCUACAUAGACUGCAGGAGACGGGUAUUGUCAUCAUUUGUAGAUAACCUGUUGGACCGUGGACAGACUGUGGACCUUGAAAUGCUUGAAAAUGUAUUUUUCCAGGCACAGACUCCAGGGCAUCAAUAAGCUUUUUUCUGAAAGCCUCAGAUAGGUCUAUUGGUUUUGGCAUGAAUUGUUACCAAACAUGGUCAGGGCCAAACCAGACCUAUUUACAAAUCUUCAUGGACGCUGUGCCCUCCCAGGUUACUUGUAAAUGAUCUUCUAAUAAUUUACACAUUAUUUCUGUGCACCUGAUUUUAAUUAUAGCCAUUUGAUGUGAUGGUCAAUGUAUGUUUGUACUAACUAUUACAUAAGGAAAUUGCAUUUGUUUUAUUUUCAAAUUGUUUCAGAUUUCCUUUCAGUGAUUGGUUAAAUUGGGUUACUUUUAUCAUUGAAUUUGGGUGGAAUUUAGCUCAGAUAUCCAAGUGUCCAAAACUGGAAAAAAAAUAAAACUUAACUGGCAUGGUGGGAAAAUUAUAAUUGUUUUAAAAAUUCUCUUUUUUAUACUUAAAAAACACUCACCACCCAGGUUUACAGCACAGGCAAAACAAUUUAUAAUAACAUAUUGAUUGUAUCUUAAACAAGCUCCCAAGUUUAGAAUAUGGUUACAAAACAAAAAUGUAAAUAAAGCCCUAUUGAUAUUUGUUGUGGUUUGUACUGAUGUUACAAUGAAUAAUCAUUCAAGUUCAUAUUUUAUUUAACAUAAUUCAUAUUGCAAUCAUUGUGAACAGCUGGGAUUUCAAUAUACACAAUAGAAUUGUAACAUUUUAAGCCCCCCACCCCCACCCCGCAAAAAUCCAACGGCCACCCCACCCAAAAAAACAUAACAAAA